Molecule: messenger RNA, 3665 nt
Organism: Plodia interpunctella (Indianmeal moth)
Lineage: Eukaryota; Metazoa; Arthropoda; Insecta; Lepidoptera; Pyralidae
Exons: 5
Coding region: 136-999 (287 amino acids)
Source: RefSeq, a predicted model, not a curated record
GAUUAUAAUAACGAUUAUAAUAUAUAUAUAAAUAAUAACUUUAUAAAAUGUGAUUAAUUAAUGUUAAUUGAACGUGAAAGAUUGUGUGAAAUGUAAAUAAACUGAUAACAUACAUAAUUAAGGACAUAAUAUAGGAUGUGCCAAGUACUGUUGGUGUUGUCUUGCGUGGUGGCCUGUGUCCUGGGUCACGGCAGGGUGCUGCAGCCGCCGUCUAGGGCUUCAGCAUGGAGGUUCGGCUUCCCCACCGCCCCCAAUUAUGAUGAUGAUGGGUUAAAUUGUGGCGGCUUCUCGCAUCAGUGGGGCGUCAAUCAGGGCAGAUGCGGGAUUUGUGGCGACCCAUACGACGCGCCGAUUCCUCGCCCCCACGAACUAGGGGGGAAAUAUGGUGACGGUGUGAUCGUGGCAAGCUACCUCCCCGGAUCCCUCAUCACCACCACAGUAGACAUCACGGCCUCCCACAGAGGCUUCUGGGAGUUCAAACUAUGUCCAGACCCUGGUAUAGACGACCAAGAAUGUUUUGACAGCUUCCUUUUGGAACUCGAAGAAGGGGGGACUAAAUAUUAUCCAACUAGAGGCAAUUCGAAAUAUAGCGUGAACUAUAGACUUCCUCCAGGCUUGGUAUGCGAUCAUUGCGUGCUGCAAUGGAGGUAUACAGCUGGGAAUAAUUGGGGAACUUGCGCGAACGGAACCCAGGGCUUGGGUUGUGGAAACCAGGAGCAAUUUGGCGCAUGUUCCGAUAUUUCUAUAGGAAACUCUAGAAGUUAUGAAGACAAUGUGUUAAGGGAACAGUACCAAUUACCGUAUCCGUUGGUGAACUUGUUGAAGAAUGGAUACUUUGACGCCCAGCAAGGUGUGCUGCAGCUUCUCCGUGGUAUGUAUGAGUACCCGGGGCAGACGACGUCCGAGGCGAAAGCUAGGCGCGACAAGGACAAACGGAGAAAAAAGAAAAACAGAAAGAAACCCAGUCCGCAUAAAUGGAAAAAGAUGAUGUGGUACUGACUGGACCUGGACCAAGCCCAAAUAGGAGUUUAAAUAAAUCAACAGAAUGGAUUGUUAAUUCUUCGAUACUGUCGUCUUUCGAUAUUAUUGUGAUGUUGCACUAUCGAUAGACCUUUUACAUACUACAUCAAGACCAUAAUUUUCAAUUGCAAAAUUACUUACAAUUUGUUGAUUGCAAUUUUAAAAAGUGCAAUCAACGAAUUGAAAAUUACAAUCGCAAAUUUCUAUUACUGUUAGAAGGCGUCAGACAUCCGCAGUCUAAUAAAACAAUUUUAAUAUAUAAUUCACUGUUUUUAUUUACACAAUAAAUAUAACGUCUGGUUGAACAACGGCUCUAUACAAUGUAAGCUCAGGGCAUAUAUUGUAGCUAACUUGUACAUUACUAACUUAAAAUAUACCCUCAAAUAUGGCCUUAAACUUGUAAAAUGACAAUUGAUGUGAUUAAAUAAACAUUAGAACAAAUCACACAGAUUCAGCUAGCUCCAAAAUAGGUUCUAGUCUUGUGUUAUGGGAUACUAACUCAAUGAUACUAUAUUUUAUAACAUAUACAUAUAUAGAUAAACAUCCAAGACCCGGGCCAAUCAGAAAAAGAUAAUUUUCCAUGAUGACACGACCGCGGAUCGAACCCGGAACCUCUCGGUUCAGAAGCAAGAACUUUACCACUGCGCCACCGAGGUCAGAGAUCAGCAAAUUGUUAAAAUCUCUCUUUCAUCUUCGCGUAUUUCGGUUGCUUUAUUCAGAGAUGUGACGCCGCCAAGCGGCCUCUCGGCCGCUUUUCUAACGUCAACCCUACUAGAGAAGUAUAUUGUUCCCUAUCAGCUGCCAAGACUGUUGUCUCUAUGAAGUAAUGGAAGUGUGGAAAUCAUAACCUAAUAAUAUAAUUUAAAUGUUGGCAAAAAUAAAGUGUUUCUUUGUUUAAUUUUUCUGUCGCGGGUUCACUGAAAGAAAUUUCUAUAGAAAUAAGUUGUAUGUACUUAGUUUCCUAUUUGUAAGUUUUAUAUUUUCACUGUUAUCUUGUGUACAUAAAUAAAUAAAAAUACCAACAUAGUAAAUUAAAUGAAACAUUUAAAUGCAUCUAUACUACUUUUCCAAUUGUGAAUUUUAGUUCAAUUAACACAAAGUGUAAAUAAACAAACUAUUUGCUGUAAAAGUUACUAGUAGUUUAUAUUACUCAGUAUUAAAACCCAUAUUUGAUUGUAUAUGCGCGUGAGCAUAAGUCAGCUACAACGGCAAAACCUUUGGUUUUAUUCCCUUCAGUUGACAAAAAUCUAGAUUCUAACAAGCAGUCAAACCGCGUAACAAAAACAAACCACUCAACCAAUAUAAUCAAAGUAUAAAUUGCAACGUGUGAAGGAGAAAAACAAAUUUUGUAUAACACUAGCAAGAGACAAAAUAUAUGAUACACAUCCUAAUAUAUUAUGUAACACGUUUUCCGUACUUACAUUAGGAUGGAGAAUGUGAAGAUACAUGUGUAUCUAACAAGCAAUAGUACUCGUAUGUACGAGUGAAACGGAUAGCUGGAGUCUGAAACAGUUUUCCGACAAUUGCUUCGUCUACGAACGAUUCGCCGGCAGAAUAGAGGAGACAUUCUGUCGGCGAAUCGUUCGUACAUGAAGUGUUCUGGCGUUCAAACGCCCGAUGUCGAAGCAUUCUGUCGACGAAACGUUCAUAGACGAAGGAAUUGUCGGAGAACCAUUUUAGACUCGGAUAGCUGACAUGCGCAAGUGUUCUGACUUUGACAUUGAAAUGCCAGCUACUUGCAUAUGUAAACUGUGAAACGUGCCGGUAGCUGAAAUACAAGUGUACAGGCCAUAGGUAUGGAUAUUUUCACCAUUAUAUGCAUAUAAAUAUGUCGAUUGAUUGAAGUAUAUGUAUGUAGACAUUAUUUCUAAAAAAGAUUGUGGCGACAUCUACCGCGCAACUUAUGAACAACGCCAACUAAAAGCAAAGACAAUACAAGCUGCAUAAAUGGGUCGCAACACUACGGACAGCUGGCCCUAUGGACGACUCACUUCAGAAACGACAUGUCUAAAACGCGCAGUUGAAGUGUUUAAGAUUGGAAUGAUAAAAUACAACAUGAUAACGUCGAAGCCACGCAAUUCCACAGAGUACACACAUAGGCUGACAGGAAUAUCUUUCCUUUGUGGCGGUCGAACAUAAUGCUGACGAUAUAGGCAAACAUUUGCACGAACUUUGGCGGCUUUUGCCAUUGCUGGUAUUUUUCUUACGAUUAAUAAAGCUCGCAUACAAAUUGCGCAAUGUACGUUCAUUCACGUCGGCAUCUGAGUUCGGCGAUAGUGUAUGUCAGUAAAACAACUAACUCUCGCUACAAAUUUGCAAUUACCAUUUUCUUUCUUGUUCAGAGUGUCGAUCCUGCUAGCAUUAUACGUAUGUAAUAAUAACUAUUGAGACAAGACGAUAAAACUUUACAUUUUCCAAUUUUGACACCCAAUCGUUCCAAACUAUCGGCAAACAGAUCGCUAAACUUGACGAUUUCGUCAUCCAUUACAGGUUUUUACCUGCAGUAAUUUAUUACAUACAUCUUUUUGUUUGUAUGUGAGCUUUUAAGCUCAAAUACAAACUAAACAAUACACGUUAAUUCGCGAUCUGACUUCACCGUUAAUGUGAAGCUAGCACAAGAGACAAUUUAAUUUUAAUGAGGACCA